AUGCUAAAAUCAAUUGGCCACUUACCAAACUAUGAAAAUGUUAAAUGUGGCGAAAUCUAUUGUGUCUCCUCACCGCCAGCUGUCUUCAAUGUUAAUUGCAUCUUGUGCGAACAGAAAAUCAGUUUGGACAAAUAUGUAUUGCAUUUUGAGUCGCAACACCUGACACUGGCCGAAGAAAGUUAUAGUCUGCAGGAUUUGGUUUAUGGUAGUACCAUAAAACCAUUAGAAAUUGUUGAUAUUAAAUUGGAAGCAGAUCCUACGGAAGAUCCAAUUAAUGCACCACCACCACAGGAACAGACAACAGCAACAACAACAAAAGAUGUUAGUAUUGAGCGGCAGGGUAAUCCAGCAGAUUCCAGUGAUGAUGAAGGGGAUUUCGAUGAGAAUAAAUCAUUAUUGGAAAUACUCAAUGAACAAAAGGUAGCAGCAAAGAAAAGAAGAGGCGGUGGUGGUGGUGCCAGGCAACAAAAGAAGCAAGAGUUUAAGAUAGAGCCGGAGACUUCGAGUAAAUUAGAGAAGGGGUUGGCAGUAGCAAUUGAUGAAUGGUCAGGUGUUAAUAAUGAGGUGAUGAAUACCACCUAUAGCGAUGAAGAUUUUGAUGAUGUUGAUGAGGCUGCUGCAGAUGAUGAUGACGAUUGGUUGGAGCAAAAAGAUAAUGGAACUGCAAGUUCUGAGGACAAUUCCAAUGAUACUUAUAUUGAGCUACCAUAUCCUUGUCUAAUAUGUCGACGAUCAUAUCGUAGCAAACAAAGUUUACAGAAACACAAUAACCUUGUUCACAAUCCUAAUAGAAAGUCGAAAGCUUCUACCAAGAAAAGCAAAACGAAGCCCAACGACUCCGAACACAAAUGCAACGAAUGCGAUAAGGUAUUUCGUUCUGAGCGUGAUCUUGGUGCACACAAAUUUCAACACACCGGUAUAUUUUGUGAUAUAUGCGGUAAACAGUUUACCCAAGUUGGCAAUAUGCGGCGUCAUCGAAUCCGACACGAUGGCAUCAAGUCACACAAAUGUCCUGAGUGCGCCAAAGAUUUUUUCACCAAAAAAGAACUACUAUCGCAUAUGAUUUGUCACACCGGCCUAAUGCCAUGGAUUUGUGAGAUAUGUGGCAAACGUUGUAGGGAUCGUGGUGUCUUAACGGCCCAUAUGCGUCGUCAUACCGGUGAACGGCCAGCCAAAUGUAUGGUCUGUCAUAAAAGUUUUUUCUCAUUUCACGAUUUAAAUGUUCAUGCUGUGGCGCACACCAAUGAGCGGCCGUUUAAAUGUGAUAUUUGUUCGUCAUCGUUUCAACGCAAGAAAGCCUUGCGUAUACACAAACGUAUUCAUUCCGAUGAUCGUAAAUUUGCAUGUCAAAUUUGUGGAAAAACUUUUGCCCAAUCGGGUGGUUUGAAAUCACAUAUGGUAAGGCAUGAUGCAGCAGGCAUUGAGGCAAAUACGACAAAAACAGCAAAUGAUAUUUUUUCUCCUGCAAGUCAAGAAAAAUCAGCUUUGAUAAUUACCAAAAAUGAUGAGCGAUGCCCCACUACUAAAUCACAUAGCAAGGCCGAAGAAGACGACGAUAAUAGUGAUGAAGAUGAUGACAAGGACGAUGCUGGAGAAAGUGUACAACAGGAUCGCAAUCUUAAUGAAAGUGAAGAAUUUAUUAAAACCGAUAAUGAAAAUCCGUUGGAAACAUCAUUGGAAGAUUCUAAAAAUGAGGAGAAUAUUGAAAAUGCAAAAAAGGCAAAACAGGAAAAUGAUUUAACCUGCCGUAUAUGUAAUCGUAAAUAUACCGCCAUCAAGCUAUAUAAUAAACAUAUGUUUGCAACACAUCAAAUCAAAAUACUUUCACGUAAAGUAAAUUACAAAUACGAAUGUGAUGAAUGUGAACAGAGGUUUAGAAUCGAACGUGAUUUGAAGGCGCAUAAAGUGAAACAUUUGAAGUUGGCAGAAAACAACCCCUCCAUUAUAACAAUGUUGCCGAAUAGUGAACAUAAAGAGCAGAAAAGAGGAAGAGGAGGUGGAGGUCAGGUGGUGGAGCCAGCAUCAAAAAAUGUUACAAAUUUAAAUGAAGAAAUAGAUCAACAACAGUCAGCGAAUGAUGAUGAUGGCGAUAAGGCGUCAGGUGAAGACAAUGAUCCCGAAUGGAUAGAUGAUGCUGACAAUGCUGCUGAGAGUGAAAAGGAUGUGGAGGAGGUUGAGAAAAGCAAUACCACAGCAGAAUUACGCUGCAACAUCUGCUGGCGCACAUUUAAAGCUCUGAAAUUCCUCAACAAACACAUGUCUCUUCGGCACAAAAUAAAAGUCCUUUCCCGCAAAGUCAAUUACAAAUACAAAUGCGAUGACUGUGAGCAAAUGUUCCGAACGCAACGUGAUCUCAAAGGUCAUAGGGUACGCGAACACUUGGGCAUAUCCUGUGAUAUCUGCGGCAAAAUGUUUGCCCAGGCUGGCAAUAUGCGUAGACAUCGGGUACGUCACAGUGGCAUUAAGGCCUUCCAGUGCACGGAAUGCCCUAAGGCGUUCUACACAAGUAAAGAACUGAAAUCCCAUACAAUCUGCCAUACAGGGAUAUUGCCGUACAUUUGUGAAAUAUGUGGUCGUCGGUGUCGGGAUGGUGGUGAUUUAUCGGCCCAUAUGCGUCGCCAUACCGGCGAAAGGCCGGCCAAAUGUGAUGUGUGCGGCAAGAGAUUUUUCUCGGUACACGAUUUGAAUACACAUGCGGUUAUGCACAGUACGGAACGGCCAUUUGCCUGUGAGAUAUGUGGUUCUAGAUUUCAAUUGAAGAAAACGUUGCGGGUGCAUAAGCUAAUACAUUUACCGCCACAAUAUUCGUGUGCCAUUUGUGACAAGACCUUUGUCCAGUCGGGGCAUUUGCGAAUACACAUGCGUAGACAUGGCAAUAUUAAGGACAACAAAACUAACAACAACAACAGAAGUGAAACGGGAGCAGGCGAAUUAUAUGUUCCCACAGUGUAUGAUGGCCCAGCAACGGAUGUUGUAGUUAAUGAAAAAGCUGUAUAA
Messenger RNA from Musca vetustissima, 2997 nucleotides. RefSeq names its product zinc finger protein 91. The record is from RefSeq and is a predicted model, not a curated record. Gene Ontology annotation, biological process: regulation of transcription by RNA polymerase II. Gene Ontology annotation, molecular function: DNA-binding transcription factor activity, RNA polymerase II-specific; RNA polymerase II cis-regulatory region sequence-specific DNA binding. Bases 1 to 2997 code for a protein of 998 amino acids. Lineage: Eukaryota; Metazoa; Arthropoda; Insecta; Diptera; Muscidae. The transcript is spliced from 5 exons.